GAGUCAGUUUAAUCGCGAUGCGCAGUGCAAGCACACGGGGAAAAUUGUACUGAAAAAAGGGGCAAAACUAUAAGAGACAGAGAGUAAAAUUCGUCUUACGUAUACGUAAUGCAACGUAUACAUAAUAAAAAUGCUCUUAACGCGCGAAGAAUGUGUGAAAAUCUUAAGAAACUUUUUAAAAUCACAAAGUGAUCAAUUGAAACUGAGACAUUACAAUUUAGAAAGGGAUACCAGUGCGAUUGGUUAUCUUGGCGAUUAUUAUGCAUUAACCCUAUGCUACUGCACUACCGAUGUAAAAAAUGCCCAACAAGCGAAACUUUUCGUUAAAGCGCUGCCUCAGCAAAGCGAUGAGCCCGCAAAGGAGAGAAUCUUUCAAAAAGAGUCGUGGCUCUAUGAAACAUUAUUGGCUAAAAUGCAACAAUAUUCCAAAAUCAAAUGGAGUGCCAAUUGUUAUUAUACACGUUCCGAUCUUUGCGUACUUGAGAAUAUUAAACACAUUGGUUAUCAAAGUGCUCCAGCCAAGCAGCUAAAGGAGGAAGAACUUUUUCAACUCUUGCGCACGCUUUCGGCUUUUCAUGCCUCCAGUUUAAUCUACGAGCAGCAACAGAAAAUUAAUAUUGGAGUUGAGUUUGGUGAACGAUUGCCGGAAAUAACGGUGGCAGCUGAUAUAGCCUGGUUUACAACGGGUCUUUCGGCCAUUCUCGCCGUGAUCAGAAGUCUACCACAGUACCAGACCAGCAGACAUCAUGAUUUUAUUAACUCUCAUUUAACUGAGAUUUUACAGCGGAUUUAUGAACAGGUCUUGCCCUCUACAAAGUACCAAAAUGUGCUUUGCCAUCGUGAUUUAUGGUCUGGAAAUAUAUUUUUUCCUUCAAAUCAGAAGGAUGCAGUGCUACUCGUUGACUUCCAGACCUGUCGCUAUACACCACCGGCCAUUGAUUUAGUUUUCAGUCUCUAUUUGAACUUGAGUGUCGAAGAGCGACGUCGUCUUGAAGCUAAAUGCAUUGAUUUCUAUUACAAUUGGCUGAGGCAGGACUUACAGGACUUUGAUUUGAUGUUGGAUGAAUUAAUAUCCAAUACAGAACUGCUGCAAUCCUAUGAAGAGUUUCGACUCUUUGGCGUUGUCUACAGCGCUGUGGCUGCCACAAUUAUUAAGGUGCCACCGUCAUAUGUCACGAACGACUUUAAAUACGUUGAUCGAAGUAAAAUCAUAUUGAAUUAUAUGCGAGAGAAUGUGGAUUUUAGAGAAGCCAUGGAAUUGUGCUGUGUGGAAGUAAUGGAAAUUGCUAUGCUUACUUUAUAGAUCUCUUUUUCUAUCACUCUCCCACUAUCUAAUUCGCUCCCACUCUCUUCGAGCUAAUGAUAAGCGUGUACAAGUACUUACUGGUCAUUUAGCACAUGAGCUGUGAGAGCGAUAAGCAAUGCAUAAAGUUAAUAAAAGUGAAUUAAAACGAUCACCGCAGUUUAUAUACUCUAACUG
Drosophila innubila is the source of this 1480-nucleotide messenger RNA. RefSeq lists its product as uncharacterized. NCBI's taxonomy places the organism in Eukaryota, Metazoa, Arthropoda, Insecta, Diptera, Drosophilidae. The record is from RefSeq and is a predicted model, not a curated record. The transcript has 3 exons. Bases 131 to 1303 code for a protein of 390 amino acids.